This is a messenger RNA of Closterium sp. Naga37s-1, 2121 nucleotides long. The record is from the annotation of a GenBank genome assembly. NCBI's taxonomy places the organism in Eukaryota, Viridiplantae, Streptophyta, Zygnematophyceae, Desmidiales, Closteriaceae.
AUGCCCGAUGAGUUUCUUGCCACGAACCCCCCCCCGCUCUGGCUCACUCUCUACCACCUAGUCACCCGCCUCCCUGACACUCUGCGUGCAGUCAGGGAUCACUUCCUAGCUCGCUGCCCCACUGAGCUCACCAUUGCCCUCCUCGAGAAGGAACUACUUGCAGCUGAGGCUAGCAUAGUCGCUGUAGGUGCCUCUCGUGGCGACCCCCGCACCCCUUUCUUUGAGGGGUGUUCCCCUUCCCCCCUUCUUCCCUCUGUAGCCUCUGCUGCUGCUGUCGACCUCCUUGGUGCUGAGAAGGUCGGGACUGCGUCCGCUUCGAGCUGGCGCCGCAGCGGCAAGGGCAAAGGGGGCAAGGGAGGCGGAGGUGACGGCGGGGGAGGCGGUGGUGGGGGCGGUGGCGGCGGUGGGGGUGGUGGUGGGGCUGGAGGGACUAGUGGCAGCGGUGGGGGUGGUGGCGGCAGCGGCGGGGGAGGUGGCAGGGGCGGGGGCGGUGGUGGGGGCGGCGGUGGACGCGGCGGCGGCAGGGGAGGGGGUGGUCGAGGAGGUGGCGGCGGUGGUGGUGGUCGUGGAGGCACUGGCAGUGGCCAGAGCCAGCAGCACACUCCGUCGCCCCAGGAGCUCCGUGAGUGUGGAGAGGGUGCUCAGUACCUGCGUGUUCCGCCCGACCCGGGCAUUCGGACCAGUGAGGCUGCCGCUCUAGGUGCUAGUGCGUCUGUUGCCCUAGGUGCUGGUGAGGCUGCCACUCCAGGUACUCGCGUGUCUGCUACCCCAGGUGCUGGUGAGGCUGCUGCUCUAGGUGCUAGUGAGUCUGCGCCCCCUGGUACUGAGUCGACUGAGGCACUGCACACCUUCACACUGGACUCAGGUGCUUCUCGCUGCUUCUUUCGUGACCGCACUGCCCUUGAGCAGCUUGCUCGGCCAGUUGCUGUCUCCCUCGCUGACCCCUCUGGGGGUCCGGUCAUUGCGACCUCCUCCACUGUCCUUCCUUGUCCUGCGGUCCUGUCGGGCACACUGUCAUGUCUCCACCUCCCCUCGUUCUCUACGAACUUGGUGGCGGGUUGUGCGCUCCAGGACGGAGGUGUUCACCAGUUCACUCCUGCCUACGAGCGCGUGACACACUGCACGUGUGCUCGGACGGGCCGUCACCUGGCUACCUUCGCUCGGCAGCUGGGGUCGGACCUGUACACACUGACCACUGAGUCCCCUCAGGUAGCUGCGUCUGCGUCAGGUCAGCUGGUUCUCCCUCCCCUCCCACCCUCGCCUGCUCCUCCCUGUCUUCCCUGUGUCGAGGGGCGGCAGCGCGCCGCUCCUCACUCCUCCUCGUUUCCCCCGACGACUGCUCCCUUGCAGACGCUCCACAUGGACGUGUGGGGCCCAGCCCGCGUCCGUGGUCAGGGUCAGGAGAGGUACUUCCUGAUAGUUGUUGACGACUACUCGCGCUACACCACGGUCUUCCCCUUGCGCACCAAGGGUGAGGUCCCUGAUGUUUUGAUCCCUUGGAUCCGCGCUUCUCGUCUCCAGCUCAGCGAGCGUUUCCACUCGGACUUUCCUGUCCUACGCUUGCACUCUGACAGAGGUGGUGAGUUCUCCUCCGACCUCUUGGCAGCCUACUGUGCCGAGCACGGCAUCCGCCAGUCGUUCACGCUUCCGGCCUCUCCACAGCAGAAUGGGGUUGCUGAGCGCCGCAUUGGCUUGGUCAUGGAGGUCGCUCGUACCUCCUUGAUCCAUGCGGCUGCCCCCCACUUUCUGUGGCCGUUUGCGGUCCGAUACGCUGCGCAUCAGCUCAACCUCUGGCCCCGUGUCUCCUUGCCGGAGACUUCCCCGACACUGCGUUGGACGGGAGAGGUUGGUGAUGCGUCGCGUUUUCGGGUCUGGGGAUCUCGAGCUUUUGUUCGCGAUACGUCCGCGGACAAGCUCUCCUCCCGCGCUGUUCCUUGUGUCUUCCUUGGCUUUGUCCCGGACGCGUCUGGUUGGCAGUUUUACCACGCCACCUCGCGCCGUGUCCUGCCCUCUCAGGACGUCACCUUUGACGAGUCCGUGCCCUACUACCGCCUCUUCCCCUACCGCACUGCCCCGCUCCCCCCCCCGCCUCUCUUCCUCGCGCCAGGUAGACCCGGUUGA